Molecule: messenger RNA, 582 nt
Organism: Cinara cedri
Lineage: Eukaryota; Metazoa; Arthropoda; Insecta; Hemiptera; Aphididae
Source: the annotation of a GenBank genome assembly
AUGUCCUUUUUAUUUGAUAAAGUUGAUGAGUUUAAUGUAAAAUUACAGAGCAUAGUUCAAAAAGUAAAUGAUAAUGAUAUUAGGCAUAAUGCUUAUGAGAACAAAAUGUCUUUUAUUGAACGUGAAAUUAAUAUCUUGAAAGGAAAAAUUAAUAUUUCCGAACAGGUUAAACUCGCUAACAAUCUGCAUAUAUCCGGUGCACCUAAAACAAAAAAUGAAAAUUUGAAGCUAGUAGUAUUUACGCUAGCUAAAAUUGUUAAUGUUGAAGUGAAAGAAGAGAAUUUAAAUAAAAUCUACCGAAUAAGAAAUAAAGAUGAAAAUAACAGCCGUAUUAUCAUUGAAUUGAAUGACAAUGAAGUGAAGAAUACUUUAUUGUGUGCUAUCAAAUCCAGAUUCAAAACAAAAACACCUAUACUCGUCAAAAAAAUGCAUAAGAGUUUUCCUGAAAACCACAUUUAUGUGAAUGAGCAACUAUCUGUGGUGAAUAGAAAAAUGUUUUGGCUUGCAAAACAAAUUUCAAAGAAAUAUAACAUCGAUUAUGUGUGGGAAAAUGGAAGUGGAGUCUUUUUGGAAAAAAUCUGA